GUGCUCUCCACUCGUAACAUCCACUCACUCUCACCACCCUUAGUCUAGGCUGGCGUGCUGUCCAUAAGAGCAGGAAGAAGACGGAGCUCUGAGCUGAGCUGAAACAUCUGUCUGACACGAUGAAUCGGGCUUUGCCACUGGCUGGUGUAACCUUCUUCUUCAUUUCGGUGGCGUGCGCGUCGGUGGCGGCGGCGGCGGGAGGCGACCGGCGGCCGUACAUCGUGCAGAUGGACGUGUCGGCGAUGCCAACGCCGUUCACGACGCACGAGGGCUGGUACACGUCGGUGCUGUCGUCGCUGGCGGGCAAGAAAGAGGAGGCGGCGCCGGAGCACCUGUACACCUACACGCACGCCAUGACCGGCUUCAGCGCCGUGCUCACCGCGCCACAGCUCGCGGAGAUUCAGGGCAUGGAUGCGCACGUGUCCGUCUUCCCUGAGACGUACGCGCGCCUUCACACCACGCGCACGCCUGAGUUCCUCGGGCUCGUCGGUGGUGGCGCCUCCGAGGGUAGCAGUCUCUGGCCGGCGUCCAAGUAUGGCGAGGACGUGAUCGUCGGGAUCGUCGACACGGGCGUGUGGCCCGAGAGCGAGAGCUUCAGCGACGCCGGCAUCACGAAGCCCGUGCCGGCGAGAUGGAAGGGCGCGUGCGAGGCCGGGAAGGACUUCAACCCCUCCAUGUGCAACAAGAAGCUCAUCGGCGCGCGGUCGUUCAGCAAGGCCCUGAAGAAGAGCGGCAUGUCCAUCGCCCCGGACGACUACGACUCCGCGAGGGACUACUACGGCCACGGCACCCACACGUCGUCCACGGCGGCCGGCAGCGCCGUCAAGGGGGCGAGCUACUUUGGCUACGCCAACGGCACGGCCACCGGCAUCGCGCCCAUGGCUAGGGUGGCCAUGUACAAGGCCGUGUUCGAGGGCGACACCCUGGAGUCUGCCUCCAGCGACGUGCUGGCCGCCAUGGACCGCGCGAUCGCCGACGGCGUCGACGUCAUGUCACUCUCGCUGGGAUUCCCGGAGACUUCCUACGACACUAACGUGAUCGCCAUCGGUGCCUUCGCCGCCAUGCAGAAGGGAAUCUUCGUGACGUGCUCGGCCGGGAAUGACGGCUCCGAUGGGUACAGCAUCAUGAACGGCGCGCCCUGGAUCACGACCGUUGGCGCGUCGACCAUCGACAGGGACUUCACGGCGACCGUCACCCUCGACACCGGCAGCGGCGGCGGCACGAGGAGCAUCCAUGGCAAGUCGGUGUACCCGGUGGGCACGGCGAUCGCCGGCGCCGACCUCUACUACGGGCACGGCAACAAGAGCAAGCAGAUGUGCGAAUACUCCAGCCUCAACAAAAAGGAGAUAAGCGGCAAGUACGUCUUCUGCACCGCCGGAGAGGGCAUCAGGCAGCAGAUGGACGAGGUGCAGAGCAACGGCGGCCGCGGGCUGAUCGCCGCGAGCAACAUGAAGGACUUCCUGCAGCCGACUGACUACACCAUGCCGCUGGUGCUGGUCACCCUGUCGGACGGCGCCGCCAUCCAGAAGUACGUGACGGCAACGAAGGCGCCGCCCAAGGUGAGCAUCCGAUUUGCCGGGACGGAGCUCGGCGUCAAGCCUGCUCCUACCGUGGCGUACUUCUCCGCCCGCGGGCCGAGCCAGAUGAGCCCGACGAUCCUGAAGCCCGACAUCGUCGCGCCGGGGGUGGACAUCCUCGCGGCCUGGGUGCCCAACAAGGAAAUCAUGGAGAUCGGCACACAGAAGCUCUUCACCAAGUACAUGCUCGUCUCCGGCACGUCCAUGUCGUCGCCGCACGUCGCCGGUAUCGUCGCCCUCCUGCGAUCGGCGCACCCCGACUGGAGCCCGGCGGCCAUCCGCUCCGCCAUGAUGACCACGGCCUACGUCAAGGACAACGCCAACAAGGUCAUCGUCAGCAUGCCGAAUGGGUCGCCGGGGACUCCGCUCGACUAUGGCAACGGCCACGUGAGCCCCAACCAGGCCACCGACCCCGGCCUCGUGUACGACGCGACGGCGGACGACUAUGUCAACUUCCUCUGCGGCCUCCGCUACAGCAGCCGCCAGAUUACGGCCGUUACCGGACGGCGAAACGCCAAAUGCGCCGCCGGUGCAAGCCUUGAUCUCAACUACCCAUCAUUCAUGGUCAUCCUCAACAAAACCAUGUCCGCGACCCGGACGUUCAAUAGGGUCCUGACCAACGUCGGCAGCUCACCGGCGAAGUACAGCGUGUCAGUGACGGCUCCGGCAGGGAUGAAGGUGACUGUGACGCCGCCAGCACUGUCUUUUGGUGGCAAAGGAAGCAAGCAGAAGUUCAGUGUCACCGUGCAGGUCAGCCAGGUGAAGAGAGCAGGAGAUGACUACAACUACAUCGGGAAUCAUGGGUUCUUGAUCUGGAACGAGGUUGGAGGACACCGUGCUGUCAGGAGUCCAAUAGUCUCAGCAUUUGCUCAGUGAAGAGCAAGCAAUUAAAGUAUAUCUGGAGCAAAAGUAAAAUCCCGAUAAUAGGAAAACAAUAAAUAUAUAAUCCUGACCAGAAGAAGUAACACAUAGACUGAAAGGAGAGGAAAACACACUCCCGGUCACUGAUCGAUAAAUUUAAAAUUUGUAAAUAUUUUUAUCAACAAAUUACAUUCCACUUAAAAAGAGUUAAUAGCAUAUAUUCCACUAGCUUGAUUUGUUUGCUUCAAAAUAUGUAAAUAUCUAAAUGUAAUAGGAUGUUAAAUUAUAUAUGCAUUAUUUAUUGGGUGUGACUAA
Molecule: messenger RNA, 2753 nt
Organism: Lolium rigidum
Lineage: Eukaryota; Viridiplantae; Streptophyta; Magnoliopsida; Poales; Poaceae
Product: subtilisin-like protease SBT1.7
Exons: 1
Coding region: 120-2453 (777 amino acids)
Biological process (GO): proteolysis
Molecular function (GO): serine-type endopeptidase activity
Source: RefSeq, a predicted model, not a curated record